Molecule: messenger RNA, 26187 nt
Organism: Coregonus sp. 'balchen'
Lineage: Eukaryota; Metazoa; Chordata; Actinopteri; Salmoniformes; Salmonidae
Source: the annotation of a GenBank genome assembly
AUGAUGACACCACGGGGUCAGGGGAGUGAGUGGACUGACACAACAUUGUCUGAUGUUCUCCUUGUUGUUCAGGAAACCCCAGUGCCAACAGAAGGGUCCUCUGUCUGUCCACACAUCCAGACAGACAGAGAGUGUCUCUGUCUGCAUUACGCAGUGAGCCACCUCCCUUCUACAUGCUGAUAGUUUCUAUUAAAAGUAAAAAAGGAUCAACAGCAAGUGGCUUAAAAUGAAGGCCAACAGAUUACAGUAGGGCCCCGGUAGAGAGCAUUAAAUUAUUGUUUGAGUGAGUAUGAUAGACAGUGAGAGAGAGUGUAUAUAUAGUGUGUGUGUGUGUGUACAAUAGAAAACAGCAGGGAGGGGGUGCGGCAGUAGCGUGAUCAGGAAGACCCAGGUGACGUCAGUGCAGCUGGUCAGGAAGAGCAUACUGCAUGAUGGGAUACUCUGCUAGUCAGCAGGCAAUUCAUUGUGUCGAGACUGCAGUGAGCAUCUGAAUAGGCACUUAUAAACUUGUCAAGAUGACAGUACAUGUAUUUCUUCAGCAUCCCUUGACAUAGCAUUGUCCCCCACUCCUACUUAACCCCGACAAUUUCAGAUACAAAUUGCAGGGAUUGUCAGAGAAAUGUAACUUCAACAUUAGUCUACACUAGUCUGCCAAAGAGCUAGUUAGCUUUCUGCUUACCAGCUUGAAUGAAAACGCUUGGAUGGUAUAUUGUUUUCCUCCAGGCUGCAACCAUAUCUCUUCAGCGGGAAGGUGCUAGUUUGAUUGGUUCCCAAACUAUGUUUUCCAGAGGAGACUGAGUCUGUCUGAUAAGCUAAGCCUGAUAGCUAGACGUCAAAGGCAUGGGACCUGAGGUGUAGUUUUAUUUUUUACGUUAGCACAUCGUUAGCUUUUGACUUGUUUUGAUUACAUAAAUGCUUCAAAAUUCACAAAAGGUGAUGUUAGCUGAUGGAGAUUAUCUCAUAGAACUAAACAUAUAAUAUCUCCUAAACCUGUGUUUACCACAGACCUUAUUUUCGGAGUUUAUAAAAAAAAAAAAUAAAAAAAAAUACAUUAAUUUCCCUAUAGGCUUUGGCCAGCUCGCCUCCGUUAGUGCCUACAAAAAGAUGCCAUUACUAUUGCAAUCUAUAAUGAUCAUAGUUAACGCGGUUAUCUAUAGCCCUAUUAUUGAAGGAAGUGAGUAAGAUCAUUUAAAUUAAUUAUUAGAUGGUUAGGGUGUUUUGUCCAUCCUUCCCACCGUACUGAUGAUGACUGCUGCAAAGGGAGCCUAAACAGGGCUGUUAACAGUGGAGUGGACCUCAAUCACUACAAAAUAUAAGAUGCUGACAAUACCAUUUUCUCGGUUAUUACUCUGGCUGACCCAUAUUUCACAUUGCACUGUGUUAACAAACCAUGAAAAGCUAUUAAUGUACUGUUUAUCUGUAAAUAUUAUCUGAUUUUGUAAUGGGUAUUAAGCAAUCAAAGGCUAACACAGGUGCCAAGCAACAAUCAACAUCACUGAAUGAGAUUAUCUUUGCACCAUGUGGCAAAGUUUGCGUUCACAUCCCAUAUUGGUGGUGGAUGCAGAUUCAAUUGCACAGAAAUGAAUGGCACUAUUCAUGUAUUGCAGUGUGCAUUGAUAUGUUUAAAGGGAUACUGUGAGAUUCUGGCAAUUAAGCCAUUUGUCUACUUACCCAAAGUCCGAUGAACUCAUGUAUACCAUUUUAUGUCUCUGCGACUGCAUGUAGUAUGAAGGAAGUUAAAGGUAAUUUUGCGAGCCAAUUCUAACUACCAUUAGCGCAAUGACUGGAAGUAUAUAGGUACGCUAGCAUAUGCUAACUUCCUUCACGCUGCACACAGAGACAUACAAAUGGUUGCCAGAAUCUCGCAAUGUGUUUCCAAAUAUGUUAAUGUACAUUUGGUUGUGCUAUGACCUGGAAUGACCAAGGAAAUGACCAAGGGACGUGAUGCCCCAAUCCAUAUAAUAAGGCUCAGGGCAGUAUCUGUAUUAUGACCUGCCUUGGUAGGAGAUAAUAAUCCUGCAGCAACAUGAAAUGUGAAUUAUUAUGUGGAUUAUAAUUAAUGGGUAUUUUUUGUAGAUGUUGAUUCAUUUUUAGUUAGGGCAAAUCAAGUCUGACAUUUUAAAGUGGAAAUUAAACUUUAGAAGCCUUUUUAAACCUUGAAUACACUACAGGUUUGCAUUUCCUGCGGUGCAGGAAAAUUCUCAAAAACAAAAUAGUGAUCAAAUUCAGAUCCUUCAUCUAUAUCAUUGCCAGGUGCUGAGCGGGUGCAGCAGCCUAACUAAGCACUAACAGAUGGAUGCGGAGCUGAAGACGAAAGGCUCAGAGCGACUUUCUCUCCACUCUCUAUGUAUCUCUAUGUACUGCAGAGUAUAGCGGGGUUGUGUCCCCGGAGAUAUGCGGUUUAUCCAUCAUCAACACCGUGAGAGUUGUGACAGGGACUAUGACAUAAUUAAGCCGGCCACAAAAAAUGUUAUGUAGUCUAUUCAUAUCUCACACCAGGCGUGUAUCCAAAUGCGUAAAUAACUGAAGGUCAGAUAAACAUCAUAUCUCUCUUCUGUGGUCUGAGUGUUUGGUUUCUGAACGACAAAAUGGCAACCCUGCCUGAGAAACAACCACACAUUAAGCUUUCUUGUUGGAAUUGUGUGUUUAAAAGGCCCUACAUAUGGGGCGGUGGACUCCAAUGCGCUAUGCGCCCCGAGGGCAAGGUGGAAGAACUGAGAAUGGAGGGAAUUGCGCACCCCAUUGGACCCCCAUUAAACCAGUACAUUUAUGAUGUCUGUAAGAACUGGUAACCUCCAAUAUACAGUAGCCUAUUUGUAAUAGCAAAGGAAACGCAAAAUAGUGUGGCAUUAUCUUAUAUCUACUGUAGAUUUGUGCUAUGACAAAUAUUGAAAAUAGCACCAUAGGAAAUAUUGAUUUCGCCAAUAAUUAUUGCAAUUAAUAUUGUUUAUAGAUAUAUACAAUGGUUUUAUAAUAGGGAGCACUAACAACAAAAUCAAACGUCCAUUUUGGUUUGGUAUUCUAUUCCGCCAGUGCAUACUGCAGCAAUUAGCCAGUGGACUACAGGGAAGGUUUUAUGUAACCAAAUAAUAUGUUUAGAUUCCCUCAUGGCUACGCUCGAAGAGGAGGCACUGGUGAUUCUAAGACAACAAUUGCAGCAAAUCAUCUUUAUUUAACACAUUCUAUAUCAUUUUAAAGUUAUGCAAUGGAUCUCAUGGCUGGAGAUAAGUCAAUGGAACGGGAGGAUGGGGAUGGGUAGGUGUGCAAGAACCAUUGCAUCCUAGGAGGCUUUGAUAACGGAGAGAUGCAUUUGCGUACAGAAACACAAAACCACUUACUUCCCAACGAAGUUCUCCAACACCGAGCUUUUCCCUGCACUCUGCCCGCCAACCACAGCGAUUUGAGGCAGGUCCAACUGAGAAUUUUGACCGAUGGCCGAGAAGGCAUCUUGCAUUUUAUUCAUCAGAGGAAUAAGGUCUUCCAUCCCCCGGUUCCCCAUGAUUGCAAGAUAAUCGGUCGCUCCUUUUCAGAAUAGAAUCAAAUGAGGGAAAACGUUUCUCUCGAUCCUUGGCCCUUAUCACCCUUCCGUUUUGAGGGUGUUUCAACGUUUGGAAUACGCCUUUAUUUUAAUUUUGCUUGCACCCUCAUUGAUUACACUUCCCCGGUGUUCCCUCUACACAGAACGCUUCUCCUCUCCUCCCUCUCGUAUACAGCUAUGUUCAGCUCUCUACCACGCAGCACGGAGGGAUGAUCUCUUCUCAGAAUACGCUGACAUCCCUGCACUGACGCGCAUGCACCACUCAGCGGAGAUCUAUCUCAACAGAAUUGCACCCGUAGGCUUCGUGUGCUCUCUCUUGUACUAGGCUAUGCUGUAAGAAAUAGAAAAUACAGGCUAUGUAAACAAUGUAACUAUUUAUAAAUAGGCUAUAUUGACACACUUAUACUAGCUAUAUCAUAUUGUGUUAUGACCAUGUUGAUUAUGUUUGGUAGGCUUUGUUUUGGAAGGCAGUGUUGAUCUGUCCAUGGUGCUGAAGUCGUUAAAUGAUGUAAUCUGUACUUCAGCCUCCUAGGCGAAAGAGGGCGACACGCCUAUUAACUACAGUCAGAGUGUGCAUCCCUGUGAAACACCGGUAGCAAGUGCGCAGUCUCAACGGAACAAUCGCUGCUAACUUUCAACAGGCGGCAGACCGUCGCAAACCUGUACUUCUAAAAUCAUUCAUUACGUUAAAAAGUAGGUAACGUUAAUACGGUAAAAAAAUAUAAUAAUACAACGUGUAAUUGAAAUGUAACUACCAUUGAUUAUUCCGAUUACAUGUUAUAAAAUGGCAGCUCAACUAGCUAAACAGCUUGUUAGCCAAAAAUAGCUAGCUAAUGCUAGGCCAAAUAGCUAGCCAGGCUGCUAAACAAACGUUAUAGCUAGGGUAGAUAGAUAGCUAUGUUAGCCAGAGAGGGUGGACACUGACUAGUUUUGAUAUUGCUGGCUAGCUAACGUUAGCUAGAAACCACAUGCUACAAAAAAACACAAAGAUAGCUAGCUACAAGCUAUUUAGCUACCUUCUUAUCCAUAGCCAGAGAGUUGUUGCUAACUAACGUAGCUAUGUACUGUAUACUCAACAUGACAACAUUAGCUGGAUUAGAGGUUUAUUGUGGAUCAGAUUAUUAUCAAACGCUUUGUUUUUCCUUGAGCAAGAUCCUGACCUGAGCCGAGGAGGUGUCGUCAACAGGCUUUUCUGCAAACAAGCACGGACACACGCAGUUUAGCACUAAGCACCAACAACACAACGCCGGGAUGUUUAACCCACACCACCACCAUCAGCAACAGCAGCAGCAGCAGCAGCAGCAACAGUUUCACCGUCACCUGCGACAGCUUCAGCAACUGUUCCAGCAGCCCCCUCCACCGCCGCCGCCUCCUGCGCCACCACAACCGCCUCCAUCGCACCAUGCUCCCAGGCAUCACCAUCAUCACCAUCAUCACCAAGGAGGACGGUAAGAAAUGUGAACUCGAGAUUGUGCAUAAGCAGGCCUACUAAGUGUACGUUCAUAAAUUGCCUCCAGUGUGUCAGAGUGCGCUCCGGGUCAUUUGUAAAUUCAGAGCGUUUCGCUCUAGGAGCGUUCAGCGCACACUCGACUUUCUGGCCGAGGACGAGAAGGGUUGAUCUGAGCGUUCUUACUUCACAACGUCAGUCAAGCACCCAAGCUAACGUUGGCUAGCUUCCUAGCUACUUCCAGACACAAACGAGAGAACACCUCACACUGACCAUUUUACUCGCCCUAGCAGAGUUGGUUGGGCUGUUUUCAUGUUAGUAACUGUGCUGCUGGCAACAAUUUAAUUUAGGUUUUCCCCCCGACGUUAACUGACACCGGGCAUAUUCAACGGGUGUUGCGCGUCGAAAAAUUUAUCAGUUAUUCUGUGCUCUGGCACACUGACGAGAGUGCUCUGAAAUCGGGAGUAGAUAGAUUUAAGGCUGCAUUCGUAAAUUCACUCUAAGUGCUAUUUGCUAACAACAGUUUCUGACAGUGGUGCCUGGAGAAGUCGAUAUACUCGAAUUUUGCCAAAAAUGUCCCAAACAGCCCGCCCGCGUGUGAAAAUUAUGUUUUCCUAUGGUUUUAAGGUUUUCACUUUCAAAAUAUAUUUGUUUUAUAGAAGAAGAAAAAAUUAUGUUCUAAGUCCACAACCAUGCUUAUACCAGACCAGCAGUGGCCCACCUGUUGAGGCCUGUUUUGCAUGUUAUUUUGGCAUUAAAUAAAUACAAAUAAUAAUCAUUGAGUUAAUAAAGCCACAUACAAACUUGGUCUAUUUUUUACUUUCUUGAGUAAGGCAGUUCCAAAAUGCAGGGGUUUCAGCCUAGCUCAGUGCUUUCUAUGGUGGUGGGGCAGCCAGCAGAAAAUACGGAGCUUAGGGGUUGGUAAUGUUCUCUAGUUGCGCCGUGAUUGGCUCAGUGUUCUGUCACUCAUGGGGACACUACGUCACCGCAACAUCUAAGGGUAGAACUCGAAAGUUCAAGCCCCUUGGGUGCUGCCAUAGAGUUACAUUAGAAUUGCCCAUCCAAGAAGGCUCAAGGUCAUUGGCCACAGAUAAAAUGACAUCAAAUCACGUUAUAUCGACAGUAGCUUUGAUUGGACAGAUCAUGUCAACAUCAUACUUUCAAAAUCUUAUCUAGCAAGCUAGCAGUAAUCAUCAUGAAUCAAGUCUACAAUCUACUGGCAAAUCCUUGUCAUAUGAAGAGAAAUUAUAGAUAAAACGUAUUGGUGCUCAUCGGCCAUUGGACAUAAACAUUACACAACAAGUUGGAAAUCGCAAAUUCAACAAUGAGUGGUUUGGAAGGAAUCAGUGGCUAACUGCAAGCAUUGCAAAGCAAUCACUAGCCUGCUAUUCAGUGGAGUGGAUGUGUGGUCCCAAGUCUGGGUUUAAGGGUCUCUUUUCCAAACUUAAAAGGAUAAACAUUCAACAUUGGCCAUGCUGUCAAUCCAGCAUGACUUCUGCUGCGAUCAAAACAACUGGGAAAUCUGACUUCAGUGAGUUCAAGACAAAUAGGAACUGUGGAAAAAACGAGCUCAGACUGGGAAAAUACAUUUUGAACGGUCAUCCAAAUCAAAUGUAUUUGUCACAUACACGUGUUUAGCAGAUGUUAUAGCGGGUGUAGCGAAAUGCUUGUGCUUCUAGCUCCGACAGUGCAGUAAUAUCUAACAAGUAAUAUCUAACAAUUUCACAACAUAUACCUAAUACACACAAAACUAGUAAGGAAUGGAAUGUAAGAAUAUAUACAUAUAUGGACAAGCAAUGACAGAGCGGCAUGGACUAAGAUACAGUAGAAUAUUAUAGAAUAGAAUGCAGUAUAUACAUAUGAGAUGAGUAGUGCAAGAUAUGUAAACAUUAUUAAAGUGACUAGUGUUCCAUUUCUUAAAGUGGCCAGUGAUUUCAAUAGGCAGCAGCAGCCUCUAAUGUGCUAGUGAUGGCUAUUUAACAGUCUGAUGGCCUUGAGAUAGAACUCAGAAUUUCAAGUCGGGAACUCUGGCCUCUUUCUAGCGCUCCGACCUGAAGAUCACUGACGUCAUCAUGAUUCAACCUUUGUUUUUCCCCGAGUUCCCAGUUGUCUUGAAAGCGCCAUAAAUUCAGAGAAUGCCAGACUUUGAUGACAUAGUUUGCUUACAAAGGACUGCCGCACCACCUUCCUGUUCAAGUGAGCACAGCACAACAAGGAGAGUCCAAAAAUGUAUUGUAUGCUGCUGCGUAAAUGAUGUAAUAUGCCAGGGAGAUAUGUAUACUGUAGCUAAGAAAGUAAUAAGUGUAUGUUGUGUAGUAAGCUGUUAGUAGCCCAUGUGCCUCAUCCUAAUAAUUUGGUCACUUUUCCCUAAUAAUUUUGCCUACUGUUCUGACUUGGUGGUGCACAUUUAGCCUAUAGCCUGUUUUAGAGAAAUGUAAUCAUCGAAUAUUGUAAUAGCUUUCAUUGUCUGCUUAUAGGCCCCCUUUAUUUAUCCUACGGUUCUGACUUGGUGUACAGGGAGAAUACUGUAAGAACGGCCCAUGUUCUGAAUUCUGUCGCUGUACAUUUCAAAAGUGCUGAAGAAAUAGUUAUAUUGACUACGUCUGUCCUAGCUCGCUCAUUAAGGUCUUAAUUGAAAUUACAGAUUGCCUCUUAUCCGCUCGUCGCCCCAUUAUGCCAUAGUUUGUACAUCUCAAUUGUCAGUAGAAACCACAUUUGUUUAAGCAAGUCAGCCAUAUCAGCUAUGUUUUUUUUAAAGGCAGUAAAGGAGGUUGAAUGAACUGUUUUGCUGCCAGACAAGGCAUCUCUGAUAAUCAGGUGUAGCAGGGUAAGGUGUUUGGACUGUUGUUGGGACAGCUUUAUGUAGGCCCUAACAGUUUGUGGUCACCGUUAUAGUGCAAUUCAUGUAUUGUUUAGUGUUGUGGCUUUGCUGGCAUGCAUCUUUUUAAGUUUGCCCCACCAAGAUUUACAUGCUAAAUCGGUAAAAGACUGGAAUAGUAAUAUAUUGAAUGCAUUAUCAGAAAUUACUGUAACCAAACAAACAUUGUAGAUCAGAAAUUAAAGGAAUUAACGUUAAAAGUAUGAGAAUGACACAUACAAAUUUUCACAAAGUCUGCUGCCUUAGUUUUGAUGAUGGCAAUUUGUAUAUACUCCAGAAUGUCAUGAAGAGUGAUCAGAUGAAUUGCAAUUAAUUGCAAAGUCCCUCUUUGCCAUGAAAAUGAACUUAAUCCCCCAAAAAACAUUUCCACUGCAUUUCAGCCCUGCCACAAAAGGACCAGCUGCCAUCAUGUCAGUGAUUCUCUCGUUAACACAAGUGAGAGUGUUGACGAGGACACGGUUGGAGAUCACUCUGUCAUGCUGAUUGAGUUAGAAUAACAGACUGGAAGCUUUAAAAGGAGGGUGGUGCUUGAAAUCAUUGUUCUUCCUCUGUUAACCAUGGUUACCUGCAAGGAAACACGUGCCGUCAUCACUGCUUUGUACAAAAAGGGCUUCACAGGCAAGGAUAUUGCUGCUAGUAAGAUUGCACCUAAAUCAACCAUUUAUCGGAUCAUCAAGCAACUUCUCCCAACCAUCCAAGAACAGUUUGGUGACGACCAAUGCCUUUUCCAGCAUGAUGGAGCACCUUGCCAUAAGGCAAAAGUGAUAACUAAGUGGCUCGGGGAACAAAACAUCAACAUUUUGGGUCCAUGGCCAGGAAACUCCCCAGACCUUAAUCCCAUUGAUAACUUGUGGUCGAUCCUCAAGAGGCGGGUGGACAAACAAAAACCCACAAAUUCUGACAAACUCCAAGCAUUGAUUAUGCAAGAAUGGGCUGCCAUCAGUCAGGAUGUGGCCCAGAAGUUAAUUGACUGCAUGCCAGGGUGGAUUGCAGAGGUCUUGAAAAAGAAGGGUCAACACUGCAAAUAUUGACUCUUUGCAUAAACUUAAUGUAAUUGUCAAUAAAAGCCUUUGACACUUAUGGAAUGCUUGUAAUUAUACUUCAGUAUACCAUAGUAACAUCUGACAAAAAUAUAUCAUAACACUAAAGCAGCGAUCUUUGUGAAGACCAAUACUUGUCAUUCUCAACUUUUGACCACAACUGUACUACUGGUGAUAUAUGUAAUGGGGAAUUGAUAAGACACUAACAAUCAAGUGCAAAUAAUUCACACAAUUAAGUUAUGAAACAAUGAAUGUGAACAGAUUGGCGGGAGAGAGCAUGUUCUGGAGAGAGACGUGCAUCUUAGCCACACUCCCCUUCUUGGACUGUGCCAUCCCCGCGGCCUCUGCAAUGGAUUAGUUAACUGAGAUUGGUGCAAGUCAGACAGGUGUCUCGUGUGUCAUAAAAAAAAUAUAUUUGCUGCUGCUCUACUAAAGCAAAUCUUGGUCGACCAACAGCCCAUUGACCAAGCAAUCUACCAGUCGAUUAAUUGGGGUCCGCCUUUAGAAGUGAGUAUACACAAUGCUCACUGAAAAAAAAGUGUGUAUACCCUCCACUACACCACUGGUUGCUGUUUAUCUUGGUUGAAUUUGCCAGGGGUGCGUUCAGGUCAUUAAACAUUUCCCUACGUUCUGUAAUGGUUUGUAAGACAUGUUUUCCCAAACACUGCGCAACAUUCAACAGUCUUUGAGGUAGCUUUGUUUGGUAGGUGUGGUGGUUAUGGCCUGAUCAUGGGUGUGACCAUUUGAAAUCGAAUUGGGUGUGACCAUUUGCAAAAACCUGUGCAGCACACCCCCAUAAUCACAACCUCCUUCAGCUGGGGUUUAUUCACUAGGAAACAACUGGAAGCCAACAGAAGUAAAUAUAACUAAACGGGGAGGGACAUACCUGAAUGUAUCCAAUAGAAACUCUUGUUUUUGUUGCAAAACAUUUUUCGUUUGGAGUAAAAGGUUUCCAUUGCAAAACGUUUUGAAAUUGUUUGCUAUGGUCUUCGUCUAAAUGAAUACACUCCUGGUCGUUCAGAGCAGUAUAGUUCCUGUUGAAUUAAACAUGGAACACUGUUCUGUCCUACUGAACGCACUCCACAUUUAAUGUUUAAAUAGUAUUUGUUAUUGAAAUGAACAUGGCCAAUUGUUUCAGACUGGCUGUAUUGUGUGUAAAUAUACUGAACAAAUAUAAACGCAACAUGUAAAGUGUUGGUCCCAUGUUUCAUGAGCUGAAAUAAAAUAUCCCAGAAAUGUUCCACACGCACAAAAAGCUUAUUUCUCUCAUUUUGUGCAAAAAUUUGUUUACAUCCCUGUUAGUGAGCAUUUCUCCUUUACCAUCCUGACAGGUGUGGCAUAUUAAGAAGCUGAUUAAACAGCAUGAUCAUUACACAGGUGCACCUUGUGCUGGGGACAAUGAAAGGCCACUCUAAAAUGUGCAGUUUUGUCACACAACACAAUGCCACAGAUGUCUCAAGUUUUGAGGGAGCGUGCAAUUGGCAUGCCGAGUGCAGGAAUGUCCACCAGAGCUAUUGCCAGAUAAUUGAAUGUUCCUUUCUCUACCAUAAGCCGCCUCCAACGUCAUUUUAGAAAAUUUGGCAGUAUGUCCAACCGGCCUCACAACCGCAAACCUCGUACGCCAGCCCAGGACAUCCACAUCCGGCUUCUUCACUUGCGGGAUCGUCUGACACCAGCCAUCCAGACAGCUGAUGAAACUGAGGAGUAUUUCUGUCUGUAUUGGCUGGGCCUGGCUACCCAGUGGGUGGGCCACCCAUGGCUGCACCCCAGCCCAGUCAUGUGAAAUCCAUAGAUUAGGGCCUAAUUAAUUUAUUUCAAUUGACUGAUUUUCUUAUAUGAAUUAACUCAGGAAAAUCAUUGAAAUUGUUGUAUGUUGCGUUUUUAUAUUUUUGUUCAGUAUAUAAAUACUGCUUAGUAAUGCCCAUUCCCUCUGUGAUGACCAGGCCCAUGACUGUACCAGCCCCUGCUCCGCCUCCUCCCCGUGUGGUCAACAUGGCCUCUCGGGCCUCCAUCAUGGCCCCCAACCCAAUGUUACAAGGGGCUAUAAUGAUGCAGCAGAUGCAAGGUGAGCGCAUUUCAGAAGUAGAUUGGGGAGAAAAAAAAAUACCAUAGUACAUAUUUGUAUCUACAGCUAAGUGUGUACGUGAAAAAGCUGUCAACACUUUGAUUUGACUGCAAUUCAAUUGAUUUGGUGGGCCUUGUAGCUCCAAAGGCCACCUGAUAGAAACUAUGGCACCACCCUAUUGCUGAAAAACAGUGGUGGAAAAAGUACCCAAUAGUCAUACUUGAGUAAAAGGAAAGAUACCUUAAUAGAAAAUGACCCAGUAAAAUACUACUUGAUUAAGUCUAAAAAUAUUUGGUUUUAAAUGUACUUAAGUAUCAACAUUUUAAAUUAAAUUCCUAAUAUAUACACUUAAGUAUCAAAAGUAAAAAUAUACAUUAUUUCACAUUUCUUAUAUUAAGCAAACCAGACGGCACCAUUUUCUUGUUUUCUUUAAUUUAAAAACUAAGCAUUUGUGUUUAGUGAGUCUGCCAGAUCAGAGGCAGUAGGGAUGACCAGGGAUGUUCUCUUGAGAAGUGUGUGACUUGGACCAUUUUCCUGUCCUGCUGAGCAUUCAAAAUGUAACGAGUACUUUUGGGUGUCAGGGAGAAUGUAUAGAGUAAAAAGUACAUUUAUUUUCUUUAGGAAUGUAGUGAAGUAAAAGUUGUAAAAAAUAUAAAAUAGUAAAGUACAGAUACCCCAAAAAACGACUUAGGUAGUACUUUAAAGUAUUUUUACUUAACCUUUUCAGCAGUGGUGUAUAGUACUUUUCUUACCAAUUAUAUCUCUUUCUCCUCAUACUCAUCCACCAUCUCCUCCUCUCCCACACUUUCUUCCUACCUCUAUCUCUCCUUCCCUCCUGGCACUCCAGGUAGCAUGCGGGGCUUUGCAGCGGUGAGUGGGCAGCAGUUCACCCAGUUCUUUGCUGCGGGGGCCCGGUCCUCUCUCAUGGGCCCUGUACCCAUGGGCAUGGCCAUCAAGAACCCCCACAUGGGCUUCCCUGCCCGACACUACCACCCCCACGCCCGCUACUACAACAACAACAACAACGUAAUCAAACCUCUAUUUAACUAUGGAUAAUUACCAGGCACUGAGCACCCAAUCUGAGCGUUCCUUUUGACUAACUAACAGUUUUAUUGUGUUUUACUCAGUUAGCAAAGAUUGUUUUGAUACUGUGGGGCAAAGCUAAGAGGAGACUUAAUGACAAUUACGUAUGGAAAUACUGUAUUGGUCAAUAAUAUGAGCUCUUUAACAAUUGAGUCCACUAUACCUGUUGCACACGUUGGCUAUUGUUGAAUGCUGACUGAUCAGGUGAUGCAAUUCCUCACCCUGUUCAUGUAGGACUAUGCAUCACGGCAGCCGGAUAGGAAGAGGGAAAACGAGCAGAGAGCCGUGGGGAGCACAGUUAGCCGACCUGCAGCCAGCAGGACAGCAGGGGAAACCAAUGACAAGGCUCUCAAAGGUAGGACCGUACCUGAACACGCAAUGCAAGAUGGCAACACCAGCUAGCAACGCCUGCUAGCAGUAGCAUUCGUUAGUGUUUUUAUUUGCAGCUAGUGAGAUCUCAGAAGCUUGAAAAUAGGUAUCUUUUUUGGUCGCUUCCUCUUUUCCUAUGUCUCCUUCUCUGUAUGUUUUUGAGUGGGUGUGAAACAGUAAUUCUGUGGUUGGUACAGUAGCACAUGAUAGCCCUGUAUCCCUCUCCCUGCAGAUGGAGCAGUGGGAAGGCCAGAUGGACAGGCACAGCCCUCAGUGCAACCGGAGCCUGAGGAGCCAGCGCUGAAGAAGCAGAGGACAGAGGGGUAAGUAGUACUGUUUUGAGUUUGAAUAAAUGCAUUCCUCAUGGGUCAUUCCAUUUCAGUUCAGCAAGCCAUGACACCCACCAUCUCAAAUUGUUCUGAAAUUGUUUCUGGACUUAGAAACAGAUAAGAUAAGCAUUCCCACAACAUUAUGUUGUUGAAAAAAAGUUUGAUCUCUGAGAAAUUAAGCUAAUUGAUAGCACCCCAAGCCACCCUUGGACCCCCCACACUAGUGAUGCACGGGUUUACUCAUAACCAGCAGUCCCCACGGUUUAUCCGCGGGGCGGGCGGGUUUAGGGUUAUUAAAUAUUGUGUGGAUGAAGGGCGGGUAGGUGGUGGGCAUGUUGAAUAAAGAAAACAAUACCUUAAAUCAAUAAAUGUAUAAUUCUUGUGCAAUUUAUAUCUAUAGGCUACAUUGAGGUUUUUCUUCAAUUAUUUUAUGCUAUCUGGCAUUAAUGCGUAAGCCUAUAACCUUUAGUACCUAACUGUACGCGCGCCAAAUAGCCUACACGCCAAUCGCAAAAUGCUUUUGGGAACGGGCAGAAACGGUUAACAUCGAUGCACGGAGGCAAAAAGGACAAUGUCGGAGUUAAAUUCAAUAAGAGAAAAGCUGAGAAAUUGAAAGUUUGCAAUAAUGAGAAGGGAGGGCCAGAAAAGUAAUGUUUGGGAAAGAUUUGUUGAGGUGGUAAAAGAGGACGAUAGCAGUGCCGGCUAUGUGUGAUGAUUGUGAGGCUUUAUACAAAUUCGACAGUCCCAACAUGCCUAUGGUACGUCAAGGGAACUGUAGCCUACUGUUCAGAUGGGUUAAAUGGAAACUGAAAUCUAGACACUGACUCUAGGUCUAUAACCUCUCACAUAGCUUUACUAUUAACUCCUGCAGAAUUAAGCAUUUCUUGAAGUAAAAUGAUACACCAGAUGUAAGCAAAAUGUUUACCCUGGAACAGGGGUGGAGAAAUAUGAUUUCUUUAUUUCAGCAUCUUGAGAGAAUGCAAAUGUGCGGUUAGAUACCGUCUGUAGGUGCUAUCUUUAUCAAAUCAUAUUGUAUUUGUCACAUACACGUGUUUAGCAGAUGUUAUAGCGGGUGUAGCGAAAUACUUGUGCUUCUAGCUUCGACAGUGCAGUUUAACAAGUAAUAUCUAACAAUUUCACAACAUAUACCAAUACACACAACUAGUAAGAAAUGGGAUUUAAGAAUAUAUACAUAUAUGGACAAGCAAUGACAGAGCGGCAUGGACUAAGAUAGAAUAGAAUAGUAGAAUAUUAUAGAAUAUAAUGCAGUAUAUACAUAUGAGAUGAGUAGUGCAAGAUAUGUAAACAUUAUUAAAGUGACUAGUGUUCCAUUUCUUAAAGUGGCCAGUGAUUUAAAUAUGCAGCAGCAGCCUCUAAUGUGCUAGUGAUGGCUAUUUAACAGUCUGAUGGCCUUGAGAUAGAAGCUGUUUUUCAUUCUCUCGGUCCCAGCUUUGAUGCACCUGUACUGACCUCGCCUUCUGGAUGAUAGCGGGGUGAACAGGCAAUGGCUCGGGUGGUUGAUGUCCUUGAUGAUCUUUUUGGCCUUCCUGUGACAUCAGGUGCUGUAUGUGUCUUGGAGGGCGGGUAGUUUGCCCCCGGUAAUGCAUUCGGCAGACCGCACCACCCUCUGGAGAGCCCUGCGGUUGUGGGCAGUGCAGUUGCCGUACCAGGCGGUGAUACAGCCCGACAGGAUGCUCUCAAUUGUGCAUCUGUAAAAGUUUGUGAGGGUUUUAGGUGCUAAGCCGAAUUUCGUCAGCCUCCUGAGGUUGAAGAGGCUCUGUUGCGCCUUCUUCACCACACUGUCUGCGUGGACCAUUUCAGUUUGUUGGUGAUGUGUACGCCAAGGAACUUGAAGCUUUCCACCUUCUCCACUGCGGUCCCGUCGAUGUGGAUAGGGGGGUGCAUCUCCUUUGUUUUGUUGACGUUGAGUGAGAAGUUAUUUUCCUGGCACCACACUCCCAGAGCCCUCACCACCUCCCUGUAGUCGGUCUCGUCAUUGUUGGUAAUCAAGCCUACUACUGUUGUGUCGUCUGCAAACUUGAUGAUUGAGUUGGAGGCGUGCUUGGCCACGCAGUCAUGAGUGAACAGGGAGUACAGGAGGGGGCUGAGCACGCACCCUUGUGGGGCCCCAGUGUUGAGGAUCAGCGAAGUGGAGAUAUUGUUUCCUACCUUCACCACCUGGGGGCGGCCCGUCAGGAAGUCCAGGACCCAGUUGCACAGGGCGGGGUUCAGACCCAGGGCCUCGAGCUUAAUGAUGAGCUUGGAGGGUACUAGGGUGUUGAAUGCUGAGCUAUAGUCAAUGAACAGCAUUCUUACAUAGAUAUUCCUCUUGUCCAGAUGGGAUAGGGCAGUGUGAUGGUGAUUGCGUCGUCUGUGGAUCUAUUGGGGCGGUAAGCAAAUUGAAGUGGGUUUUGGGUGACAGGUAAUGUAGAGGUGAUAUGAUCCUUGACUAGUCUCUCAAAGCACUUCAUGAUGACAGAGGUGAGUACUACAGGGCGAUAGUCAUUUAUUUCAGUUACCUUUGCUUUCUUGGGUACAGGAACAAUGGUGGCCAUCUUGAAGCAUGUGGGAACAGCAGACUGGGAAAGGGAGAGAUUGAAUAUGUCCAUAAACACACCAGCCAGCUGGUCUGCACAUGCUCUGAGGACGUGGCUAGGGAUGCUGUCUGAGCCGGCAGCCUUGCGGGGGUUAACAUGCUUAAAUGUCUUAAUCACAUCAGCCAUGGAGAAGGAGAGGCCACAGUCCUUGGUAGUGGGCCUCGUCAGUGGCACUGUGUUAUCCUCAAAGCGGGUGAAGAAGGUGUUUAGCUUGUCUGGAAGCGAGAUGUCGGUGUCGGCGACGUGGCUGGUUUUCCUUUUGUAAUCCGUGAUUGUCUGUAGACCCUACCACAUACGUCUUGUGUCUGAGCUGUUGAAUUGCGACUCCACUUUGUCUCUAUACUGAUGUUUUGCCAGUUUAAUUGCCUUGCGGAGUGAGUAGCUACACUGUUUUUGUAUUCUGCCAUAUUCCUUGCCUCCCGAGUGGCACAGUGGUCUAAGGCACUGCAUCGCAGUACUAGCUGUGCCACUUGAGAUCCUGGUUCGAAUCCAGGCUCUGUCAUAGCUGGCCGCGACCGGGAGACUCAUGCGGCGGCGCACAAUUGGCCCAGCGUCGUCCAGGGUAGGGGAGGGAAUGGCCGGCAGGGAUGUAGCUCAGUUGGUAGAGCAUGGCGUUUGCAACGCCAGGGUUGUGGGUUCGAUUCCCACGGGGGGCCAGUAUGGGGGGGAAAAAAUAAACAAUAAAAUAAUAAUUUAAAAUAAUGUAUGCACUCACUAAAUCUGGAUAAGAGCGUCUGCUAAAUGACUAAAAUGUAAAAAAAUGUUGAAUGCGGUGGUUCGGGCUUUCAGAUUUGUGCGAAUGCAGCCAUCUAUCCACGGUUUCUGGUUAGGGUAGGUUUUAAUAAUCACAGUGGGCACAACAUCACCUAUACACUUCCUGAUAAACUCAGUUACCGUUUCAGUGUAUACUAAAUUUAAUUAUUUUCGGAAGCUACCAGGAACAUAUCCCAGUCAGCAUCAUAAAAGCUGAUAGUAUUUCAACCACAUCAAAUAUGCAUCGAAGCCAACCUGAAAUCUUAUCAGAAACAUGUUGGGUUGUUUUCACAGCUUUAUAUUUCCUUACAACCGGUCAAACUGAUGUCAUUUGGACAUUUUGCACAGAAAAUCUUUCACUUUUUUUUGGUUAGCCAAUUGCAUUUUGUUUUGUAUGUAGAUGGGUAUGAAAAAAAUUACAUUGGUUUCCUUACUCUGUACGCAAUCUAUGGACAAGGUUUGACUGCAACCCAUGCUUUGGUUUUGUUUACCUGGCCACUGUUUCAACUUUUUUGAAUUUGUCACACAAAUCCAAUGCAAGUCAAUGGUACCUAAUAUUAGCAUUUUUGUGCUCCAUAUCCAAAUCAUCUAUAAAUAGUGUCAUUGAUUUACACAAUCAAUUUUGGGGUACUUUUUAACAUGAAGCGGGAAAAUUCUAAUAUAGGUACCAUUGACUUGCUUUGGAUUUGUGCCACAAAUGUUGUUGGGUUGGGUGUGGGGGGUCUGUUGGUGGCUUUUGACUAUUUUUGGGGAUUACUCAUUAUUAGAAUACAAUUUAUUUUGUCCAAAUCAGAGGUUAGGUACUAUAUUUAUUGAUUAUUAUAUGAAUCCUAAAAAUGAAAAUGGCCAAUUUGGGUGCAAUUAAUUAAUGUAUCAAGAUCAAAUUAUAUUUCAACAAAGUAAUGUAGGAAUGCUAGUCUUAUCUGUUUCUAACUACAGAAACCAUUUCUGAUAUGGUGGGUGUCGAGCCUCUUUCUUGUUAUGUUUACGUACCUAUUCAGAUAAGUCUUAGCUAUCUAUAUGCUGAGAUGAGUCCUUGGAGAGUAGCAGCUAGUAGUGACAUGUAUCCUUUUCUUUCUCUCUAUCCUUCCCUUCCUCUGUCCCAGGUUAGAGGAGACUGUGGAGCAGCCUCCUGAGACAGACAGGGUCCUGGGUGCAGCAGAGUAUCAAAGCCCACCGGUUGACAGCCAGCCUGGAGGUUUGUGUUCUCAUACACUACAUGACCAAAAGUAUGUGGACACUGGCUCGUCAAAUCAUGGGCAUUAAUAUGGAGUUGGUCCCUCCUUUGCUGCUAUAACAGCCUCCACUCUUUUUUUUAUUUUUUUUAUUUAACCUUUAUUUAACCAGGUAAGCCAGUUGAGAACAAGUUCUCAAUUACAACUGCGACCUGGCCAAGAUAAAGCAAAGCAGUGCGAUAAAAACAACAACACAGAGUUACAUAUGGGGUAAACAAAACAUAAAGUAAAAAAUACAAAAAAAAAUAUAUAUACAGUGUGUGCAAAUGUAGCAAGUUAUGGAGGUAAGGCAAUAAAUAGGCUAUAGUGCAAAAUAAUUACAAUUGGUAUUAACACUGGAAUGAUAGAUGUGCAAGAGUUGAUGUGCAAAUAGAGAUACUGGGGUGCAAAUGAGCAAAAUAAAUAACAAUAUGGGGAUGAGGUAGUUGAGUGGGCUAAUUUCAGAAGGGCUGUGUACAGGUGCAAUGAUCGGUAAGGUGCUCUGACAACUGAUGCUUAAAGUUAGUGAGGGAGAUAAGAGUCUCCAGCUUCAGAGAUUUUUGCAGUUCGUUCCAGUCAUUGGCAGCAGAGAACUGGAAGGAAUGGCGGCCAAAGGAGGUGUUGGCUUUGGGGAUGACCAGUGAUGUAUACCUGCUGGAGCGCAUACAACGGGUGGGUGUUGCUAUGGUGACCAAUGAGCUAAGAUAAGGUGGAGAUUUGCCUAGCAGUGAUUUAUAGAUGGCCUGGAGCCAGUGGGUUUGGCAACGAUUAUGUAGUGAGGACCAGCCAACGAGCAUACAGGUCACAGUGGUGGGUAGUAUAUGGGGCUUUGGUGACAAAACGGAUGGCACUGUGAUAGACUACAUCCAAUUUGCUGAGUAGUGUUGGAGGCUAUUUUGUAAAUUACAUCGCCGAAGUCAAGGAUCGGUAGGAUAGUCAGUUUUACGAGGGCAUGUUUAGCAGCAUGUUUGUUGCGAAAUAGGAAGCCGAUUCUAGAUUUAACUUUGGAUUGGAGAUCCUUAAUGUGAGUCUGGAAGGAGAGUUUACAGUCUAACCAGGCACCUAAGUAUUUGUAGUUGUCCACAUACUCUAGGUAUGACCCGUCGAGAGUAGUGAUUCUAGUCGGGUGUGCGGGUGGCCAGCAGCAUUCGAUUGAAGAGAAUGCAUUUAGUUUUACUAGUGUUUAAGAGCAGUUGGAGGCUACGGAAGGAGUGUUGUAUGGCAUUGAAGCUCGUUUGGAGGUUUGUUAACAGUGUCCAAUGAAGGGCCAGAUGUAUACAAAAUGGUGUUGUCUGCGUAGAGGUGGAUCUGAGAGUCACCAACAGCAAGAGCGACAUCAUUGAUAUACACAGAGAAAAGAGUCGGCCCAAGAAUUGAACCCUGUGGCACCCCCAGAGACUGCCAGAGGUCCAGACAACAGGCCCUCCGAUUUGACACAAUGAACUCUAUCUGAGAAGUAGUUGGUGAACCAGGCGAGGCAGUCAUUUGAGAAACCAAGGCUAUUUAGUCUGCCAAUAAGAAUGUGGUGGGGUCCAUUUAGAAUGAAAGGGUCCAGAUUGUCUAGCCCAGAUGAUUUGUAGGGGGCCAGAUUUUGCAGCUCUUUCAGAACAUCAGCUGUCUGAAUUUGUGUGAAGGAGAAGGGGGGGGGGGGUGCAUGGGCAAGUUGCAGCGGAGGGUGCAGAGCUGGUGGCCGGGGUAGUGGUAGCCAGGUGGAAAGCAUGGCCAGCCGUAGCAAAAUGCUUGUUGAAAUCCUCGAUUAUUGUAGAUUUAUCGGUGGUGAUAGUGUUUCCUAGCCUCAGUGCAGUGGGCAGCUGGGAGGAGGUGCUCUUAUUCUCCAUGGACUUUACAGUGUCCCAAAACUUUUUGGAGUUAGUGCUACAGGAUGCACAUUUCUGUUUGAAAAAGCUAGCCUUUGCUUUCCUAACUGAUUGUGUAUAUUGGUUCCUGACUUCCAUGAAAAGUUGCAUAUCGCGGGGGCUAUUCGAUGCUAAUGCAGUACGCCACAGUAUGUUUUUGUGCUGGUCAAGGGCAGUCAAGAGGAGAACCAGGGGCUAUAUCUGUUCUUAGUUCUGUAUUUUUUGAAUGGGGCAUGCUUAUUUAAGAUUGAGAGAAAAGCACUUUUAAAGAACAACCAGGCAUCCUCUACUGACGGAAUGAGAUCGAUAUCCAUCCAGGAUACCUGGGCCAGGUCAAUUAGGAAGGCCUGCUCGCUAAAGUGUUUUAUGGUGCGUUUGACAGUGAUGAGGGGUGAUCGUUUGACCGCGGACCCGUUACGGACGCAGGCAAUAAGGCAGUGAUCGCUGAGAUCCUGGUUGAAGACAGCGGAGGUGUAUUUAGAGGGUAAGUUAGUCAGGAUGAUAUCUAUGAGGGUGCCCAUGUUUACGGAUUUAGGAUUGUACCUGGUAGGUUCCUUGAUAAUUUGUGUGAGAUUGAGGGCAUCUAGUUUGGAUUGUAGGAUGGCCGGGGUGUGAAGCAUAUCCCAGUUUAGGUCACCAAGCAGUACGAACUCUGAGGAUAGAUGGGGGGCAAUCAAUUCACAUAUGGUGUCCAGGGCACAGCUGGGGGCUGAGGGGGGGGGGGGCUGUAGCAAGCGGCAACAGUGAGAGACUUAUUUCUGGAAAGGUGGAUUUUUUGAAGUAGGAGCUCAAACUGUUUGGGCACAGACCUGGAUAGUAUGAUAGAGCUCUGCAGGCUAUCUACAGUAGAUUGCAACUCCACCCCCUUUGGCAGUUCUAUCUAGAUGGAAAAUGUUGUAGUUGGGGAUGGAAAUUUCUGAAUUUUUGGUGGCCUUCCUAAGCCAGGAUUCAGACACUGCUAGAACAUCAGGGUUGGCGGAGUGUGCUAACGCAGUGAAUAACUCAAACUUAGGAAGGAGGCUUCUGAUGUUAACGUGCAGAAAACCAAGGCUUUUACAUUUACAGAAGUCAACAAAUGAUAGCUCCUGGGGAGUAGGAGUGAUACUGGGGGCUGCAGGGUCUGGGUUAGCCUCUACAUCACCAGAGGAAGACUAGAAUAAGGAUACGGCUAAAGGCUUUAAGAACUGGUCUUCUAGUGCAUUGGGUACAGAGAAUAAAGGGGGCAGAUUUCCUGGUGUUGUAGAAUAGAUUCAGGGCAUUAUGUACAGACAAGGAUAUGGAAGGAUAUGAGUACAGUGGAGGUAAACCUAAGCGUUGGGUAACAAUGAAAGAGAGAGCAUCACUGGAGACACCGAUUGAGCCGGUCUCGGCGUGUAUGGGGGGUGGAACAAAGGAGCUAUUUGAGACAGUUUGAGAAUGACUUGGGGUUCUAUAUUGAAAUUGUAUAAUAAGAACUAACUGGAACAGCAAUAGGCAAGGCAUAUUGACAUGGGAGAGAGGCAUAAAGCAAUCACAGGUGUUAUUGGAGAGAGCUAAGACAACAACUGGUAAUGGCGAUGAAAGUUUAGGCUGAGGCGAAACAGAUAAACAGGACAGGGUACCGUGUAAAGGAACAGUCCAGCAGGCAUCAGCUGUGCACCUGAGUGAUCAUAAGGUCCAGUGAACAGCAAUAUGUGAGUCCGAGAGCAGUUCGAAUUGGUGCUACAGCACAGCGAGCAGGAAGCACGGCUGUUGUUUGCGUGUGCUAGCGGGCCGGGGCUAGCAGAUGGAUCUUCGUGGUCGUCGCAACGGUAAGUCUGUUGAAACCACAAACGAUUACGUCAGCAGACCAGUCGGUAUGGAUCGGCGGGGCUCCGUGUCGACUCUAGGAGGACCCGUCCGGUUGACAGAGAGGUAGAUAGUCGGGAGAUGUGCCUGACUCGAGGCUAGCUCAAAGCUGAUUAGCCAACAACAACAUCCAUUUGGUUGCAACUAGCUAGUUGCGAUGAUCCGGUGUUAAAGGUCCAGUGAUUUUGUGAUUCCGGCAGAAAAUCCGAUAUGUUCUGGGUCAAUAACGCGCUGUGCAGACAGUGCAGACUGGCCGAUAAUAGUCCAGGCUAGAGCUGGCUGGUAGGUAGUGCAGGCCACGGACAAUGGUGAAAAACCGCUAACGGUGGCUAAUAGCAAGUAGCUAGUUAGCUGGCUACUCCCGUCUGGUAGACAAAGAUGUAGAUAGCCGGGAUAUGGGCCUGGCUCGAGGCUAGCUCAAGGCUAACUGGUGCUUGCUUCGGGGGCAGUUAGCCUACAGCAACAUCCAUUCGGUUGCGGCUAGCUAGUUGCGAUCCGUUGUUAGGGUCCAGUUAUUCCGGCAGAAAAUCCGAUGUUCUGGGUGAAAACCGCUAACGGUGGCUAAUAGCAAGUAGCUAGUUAGCUGGCUAGCUAGUUUCAACUGGAGAUUCUAGAUAAAGGUGAGUAAAUAAUAGAAUCCGUUCCACAUUGAAUGAGGCGGGUUGCAGGAAAGUAUAUUUAGUAGAAGGAUGAAAAGUGUGAUAGGGAAAUAUGUACGAAAAUAUAUAUUUACACGGACACACAACAAAGAACACGACCGCACUACUACGCCAUCUUGGGAAUGCUUUCCACUAGAUGUUGGAACAUUGCUUCGGGGACUUCCUUCCAUUCAGCCACGCGCAUUAGUGAGGUCGGGCACUGAUGUUGGGCGAUUAGGCCUGGCUCGCAGUUGGCGUUCCAAUUCAUCACGUUUCCACUGCUCCAUAGUCCAAUUGAGCUUUACACCACUCCAUGCGACGCUUGGCGUUGCGCAUGGUGAUCUUAGCCUUGUGUGCGGCUGCUCGGCCAUGGAAACCCAUUUCAUGAAUCUCCUGACCAACAGUUAUUUUGCUGACGUUGCUUCCAGGGGCAGUUUGGAACUCUGUAGUGAGUGUUGCAACCGAGGACAGACAGACGAUUUUUGCGCGCUACGCACUUCAGCACUCGGUGGUCCUGUUCUGUGAGCUUGUGUGGCCUACCACUUUGCGGCUGAGAUGAUUUUGCUCCUAGACGUUUCCACAUAACAACACUUACAGUUGACCGGGGCAGCUCUAGCAGUGCAGAAAUUGCUCUAUUUUAUACACCUGUCAGCAACGGGUGUGGCUGAAAAACCGAAUCCACUAAUUUGAAGGGGUGUCCACAUACUUUUAUCUAUAUAUUGUACUAUUCUAGCCCUUACAUUCUAACAGCCAUUCCAAGCCUCUUACUCCCACAGAGCUACAGCCAUAGAUAUAGAACACCAUAGAUGGGUAUAUCUGUGGCUUAAGCUCUGGCCUUUCACCUUUGGCUUGGUAGGACUAGUUCUCACCUGUUCUCUCCUCUCCAUUAACAGACUGUGUCAUUCUGGAGGAGGGCGGGAGCACGGCUGAACCAGAGGCUGCAGAGGCACUGGAGGAGAGCAGAGCAGCCGAGGUGAGUUUUAUAAAGUCAUUUGUUACAGAAGCCCAAACCGUGACUGUAAUGCUAGUUCAGAUGGAUAGCUGGGCACUGACUUCUGCUCCCAAAAAGUGAUAAGAUUACCUGAUCUGAUGGCCCUCCUUGUGUAUGAGCAGGUUCAGAGUGGAGUGUCGGCCAUGACAGCCUCUGAACAGCUGAGUGGUGAGAGCCACGCAUUCACUCCAGGCCUGGAGGACAUGGCAGAGGGCAUGGCUGCCCCAGGGGCAUUGGAAGGGGGGCAGGAAGAGGGCAAGGAGGGGGGUGAUGCUGCCAACAAGUUCUAUUGCUACAUCUGCACUCUCGCCUGUCACAACCAGCAGGUAGAGCGCACACACACCCUCGGGGUGUAGAGGGAAAUGUUUGCUUUUGAAUGGUCCAAGGCAAGCACUCAGCUUGACGCUUCAGCGACCCUGUUAGUCAAGUUCAUUAGCUGCCACAUGGUUGAGAUGUCAGCCCGAGGCUAGUGAGACAGGAAUCCCUCUGUAUCAUAUCUCUGCAUCUCUCUUUACAUCUCUUUGUAUCCCUCUUUUUCUUCUUAGAACUUCCAGAGUCACAUGAACGGCCUGGCCCACCAGCAGAGGAUGAUGGAGAUCCAACACAUGUCCAAUGCCUGUCUGGUCACCCUGAUGCCCCGCGUCCAGGAGUCACUACAGGGAGGCCGCAGGGACAGCUCAUCCUUCAGGGACGGGUCAGUACUAGUGCACGUUGGUGACAGGUAAAUGGGAUUUAAGUAAGACUCAAUCAUUAGGCGAUAGGGGUCGAAUGAAACAAAGCUGACUGAAACAGGAAGGGUCUGCCUAAAAUGGUCUAAUAACACUCGUUUUCCAUUGCAAAAUGUUUUGCUACGGUUUGUCCCUAUGAAUAUGGUCCUCAUGGAGCUGUGUGUGUUUAACAUAGAGAGAAGAAACCGGGCCCGCAGCGUUGGUGUGCUACCUGCCAAAUCCACUACACCAGUACAGUCAUGGUGCACCGCAGGACCAGGGAGCACAAGCUGGGCAGCCGCACCUCCAACCCCUCCUGUACCGUCUGCAAGAGGCACUUCAGGAGCCCACUCCUGUUCCUGGAGCACAUGCAGUCCCAGGGGCACAAGCAGAGAGUUGACGAGGUGCGUGUGUCUCUGUCUACUCAUCUCUGCCUCGGCAACUUGGAAAUCCAUUAAAUGUGUUACCUUUUUGGAGUCCCUAAUGGCACCUUAUUUCCUAAGUACAGUAGUACACUACUUUUGACAAGAGCCCUAUGGGCCCUAGUCAAAAGUAGUGCACUAAAUAGGGAAUAAUAGGGUGCCACUUGGGACCUAACCCUUGUCAAAACAUUCCCUCCUUCUUAUUCACUGUUCUGUGCUCCUCCCACUACAGCUUCGGGAGGAGGGGGGGCCAGAGUCCUUGGCUGAACUGGUUGCCAUGGACGCACAAGGCUGCUUUGUAGACGAUGGGGAAGAGAAUGAGGAGGAGGAGGCUAGCGAGGAGGAAGAGGAUGAAGAGGAAAUGGAAGAUGGAGGACAAGGCAGCUCCCAUGGAAAGGUUAGGCAUCUGCAUGUACACGCCUUGUCACACAUGGGGAUGGGCUUUUUAUUUUAUUUUUUACUGUUAUAGUACUCGCAUGAUUUUUUGGAAUGGAAAAAAUAUAUAUUUUUAGAACAUAAGGGCAAGUCCCGCACUGGAAAAUCAUAUGUGUGCAUUUAUCUAAAUCCCAACAGUGCACAACAAUGCCUAAUUUAGCAUAACCAUUAGAGAUAACAAAUCCUAAUUGCUAAAUUGCCUCGUAUAUUCAGUCAAUAAAAAAACGAUUGCCAUUUUAAGAUUAAUUUAUUGAAACCGUAAUAUCAACUGGUUAUUUUAUAUUGUGGAAGAAAAUCUUUAAAAAGGCUGUGACCUCAGCAGUGGUGCUUGCUUGUAGAAGCCUAUGGCUGUGCAAUGGCAUAGCCUUGUUUUAAUUUAGCAGACAGGACGCUCUUAUUUCCUGAGCCCUUAACAGUCAACAACAGACACACCUACAGUGCCUUCGGAAAGUAUUCAGACCCCUUUACCAGCCAGCUCUAGCCUGGGGGUGGGGGGGUGGGGGGGGGGGGGGGGGGGGGGGCAAGCCACAAAAUACUUUCCACCAAAUAGUUUUACAGUAUUUGAAAAAAAUGUGAUCUCUGGUUAAAGAUCGAGUUUUGAUGUCCAUUCGAGUACUCGAUUACUCAUGCCUAUCCCUAGUCACACCACGUCUCUUUUUUCUUGCUCUUUCUCCCAUGCACAUAUUCUCUUUUUUUCCCAGUGUCAAUAUUGGAGAAAUGUUGGGAGACAUGUUAUUAUCUUCAUGAAACUUCUGUAUAUCAUUGUUGUGUUGGUUUGGAUCUAUUUGGUAAUGUGUGUAUUUGGUGUGGCAGGAGGGCUGGCCUACCCAGAUGGAGGUGGCUCUACUAGAGGAAGUAGAUGAAGAUGAGGAGUAUGACCCUGACACGGUGUACGGUGAGUGACACACCCUACAUGAGAGGACACUCACUGUCUGAGUCAUUACACAACACUCACUGACUUGCCAUAGUUAAAUGAAAGCCAUUCAGAAUCAGUCAUUUAUAAGUACAUGUUAUAUGUAGCUAUAUUGCACAUUGUGAUUUUGUCAUGUGUGAUUCUGUUGUCAGACUUGCCUCUCUCUGCCUGUAUCCCAGGUUCUAGCUUUGUGGUCCCUGUGGCUGGGUUCCUCUGUAGACUCUGCCAGCAGUUCUACCAUUUUGAGUCCUCAGCCCGCCACUUGCACUGCAAGUCACUCAAACACUUUGAGAACCUCAAGGUUGGUUGUAUAAUUGCAUGUCUUGUUGGUUGUAUGAAUUAAGACAACGCACAUCAAAUUAACAGGUUUGCCUACCUGUUGUAGUCAUCUCUGUUAAAUCCUAUGCGUUUGUGCCUUCUCUCCCCUACAGAAGUACAGGGCCUUGCGUAGCCAGAAGGAUGACACAGUGGAACCUACUCCCAUAGACGGGAUGGACGGAGAUGCAGAGUGUGAUAGUAACCACAUCAUCUCAGAUUCAAACAGCCUGCCUUCAGAGCUUCUCAGCAGCCCUACCGUACUGCAGCCCACCAUCUCCAUAACCAGACUGAGGCCCUCCAGACCCUGCCCUGAACCCCAGGACAACACUCCCUCAGCCCCCGCUUCAUCCCUGCAGGACCUCACCACCACCAGCAGCACUGGGGGGACUCCGGCUCAAGCCUCCCCAGAGAAGCAGAGCCCAGUAAACCCUGAGGACAAGGAGGAAGAGCCAACCCCAGAACUAGCACCAGUCACAGAAGAGGCAGAGGAGGAGCCAGCACCAGUCACAGAAGAGGCAGAGGAGGAGCCAGCACCAGUCACAGAAGAGGCAGAGGAGGAGCCAGCACCAGUCACAGAAGAGGCAGAGGAGGAGCCAGCACCAGUCACAGAAGAGGCAGAGGAGGAGCCAGCACCAGUCACAGAAGAGGCAGAGGAGGAGCCAGUCAUGGGAGAGGCAAAGGCAGCUGCUCCAGAGGAGAAGACAGGCAAAGGGAAAGCAAAGGGCCCAUCCAAAAGGAAGUCCGGGAGGACAACACGGAGACGUUGA